Cucurbita moschata (crookneck pumpkin) is the source of this 1781-nucleotide messenger RNA. Its product is annotated as calcium uptake protein, mitochondrial-like. The record is from RefSeq and is a predicted model, not a curated record. Lineage: Eukaryota; Viridiplantae; Streptophyta; Magnoliopsida; Cucurbitales; Cucurbitaceae. Gene Ontology annotation, cellular component: uniplex complex. The coding region runs from base 56 to 1510 and encodes 484 amino acids. The transcript is spliced from 7 exons. Gene Ontology annotation, biological process: calcium import into the mitochondrion; mitochondrial calcium ion homeostasis. Gene Ontology annotation, molecular function: calcium ion binding.
AUGUAUCCUUUUCCGUCCUCUUUCUCCUCAUCGUUAACUUCAGACACUUCUCGCUAUGGCUAUGUUGUCUUUACGAUCUCUCCGGAGAUCCUCACUCUCCAUUCUCCCACCCUGCCCCAUCCGAUGGCUCUCAGUUAAUCAGUUAUCGACUUCUUCGUCUUCGUCGGUUUCUGCUUCAAUUUCGGCUGACGAUCGGUUUCGGAUCCCUUCUUUUAUUGGUUCCUUUCUCAAAUUGACCUCAGGAAUUUUGCUAGGAUCUGGAUUAGGGUUUCUUUAUGCGUCUGGUAGUUCUGCUACUCCAGCACUUGCUCUUGCGGAGUCAACUGCUGUGGAUAGUGUUGAAGAUGGCGUUGUUGAGCAGCCGUGUUCGAAUUCGUUUUUUAGGAAAUUUUCUCUACCGGAAAUCUCCUCCAAGUUUCUGUUUAAAGAGGAGUUUCGUCGAAAGGUAUUCUUCAAUUACGAGAAACGUAUUCGAUUGUACAGCCCUCCGGAGAAGGUCUUUGAGUAUUUUGCAUCAUUUCGUGCGCCAGAUGGAGAAUUACUCAUGAGACCAAUGGAUCUAAUGCGGGCUGUGAUUCCUGUCUUUCCACCUUCCGAGUCGCAUCUGGUAAGAGAUGGAUAUUUAAGUGGGGAAAGGAACCCUGGGAUGCUUCGUUGUGCCCCUUCGGAUUUGCUCAUGCUUUUUGAUAUAAACAAUGAUGGGCUUGUUUCUUUUAAAGAGUAUAUUUUCCUGAAAACACUACUCAGCAUCCCAGAAUCAAGUUUUCUUGUGACGUUUAAAAUGUUUGACCGCAACGAUGAUGGGGAGAUUGAUAAGGAAGAAUUCAAGAAAGUGAUGGCUUUGAUGCGGUCUCAUAUUCGACAAGGGGCUCAACAUAGAAAUGGACAUCGUAGCAGGUUGAUUGUUGAUGGCUGUGUGGAGAAUGGAGGCCUAGUAGACUACUUCUUUGGUAAAGAUGGAGACGCAGGUCUCCAACUUGAUAAAUUUGUCCAAUUUAUGAAAAAUUUGAAGAUUGAGAUGUUAAGAUUGGAGUUUGCACAUUAUGACUAUAAACUAAGAGGAACCAUAUCCGCCAAGGACUUUGCAUUGUCCAUGGUUGCCUCAGCUGACUCGUCUCAUUUAAGUGGGUUGCUUGAUCGAGUUAAUAGAAUGGACGAUAACCCACAUUUGAGGGACAUUCGUGUCACAUGGGAAGAGUUCAAGGAUUUCGACGCCCUACGUACAAAAUUGCAACCAUUUUCGCUGGCAUUAUUUAGUUAUGGAAAGGUUAACGGCUUCCUGACGAAGAAUGAUUUUCAGCGGGCUGCAUGCCAGGUGUGUGGCAUCAAUCUGACAGACGAGGUUGUGGACAUAAUUUUUCAUCUAUUCGAUACAAAUUGUGAUGGGGAACUGAGUGCAGAGGAAUUUAUUAGAGUAUUGCAUAAUCGAGAGAAGGAUGUUGCUCAGCCUUUGGAGGCAGGAAUGAUGGGGCUUUUCUCUCGCAGCUGGAGUUGCGAAACCAGCUCCUAAUUCUUGCAGGUUUGCUUCCUUUUUCUCUACUAGGUUUUAGUUUGUGUAAAGUUUAGUCUACCAGAACGCCUGCCUACCCGCCUCUAACCCCAGAUGGUUCAAAAUGUAAAUAAUACCAUAUGUUUUCUCCAAAGGGACUACCUUAGUAAUUAGCUCUUAAAUGUAUUAGGCUGGAAAUGUAAUAUUCUUUUAUAAAAGAAAAUCUUUAGAACUGCUUCUAACUCAAAGAAAUACGAAGGGUGUUACAAAUAGACACAUCUUUUGUUUGCAA